Molecule: messenger RNA, 8418 nt
Organism: Trichomycterus rosablanca
Lineage: Eukaryota; Metazoa; Chordata; Actinopteri; Siluriformes; Trichomycteridae
Gene: itpr1a
Product: inositol 1,4,5-trisphosphate receptor, type 1a
Exons: 60
Coding region: 7-8151 (2714 amino acids)
Biological process (GO): calcium ion transmembrane transport
Cellular component (GO): endoplasmic reticulum; membrane
Molecular function (GO): inositol 1,4,5 trisphosphate binding; inositol 1,4,5-trisphosphate-gated calcium channel activity
Source: RefSeq, a predicted model, not a curated record
CUAGCCAUGAUGGAUAAGAUGUCAAGUUUUCUGCACAUUGGGGACAUUUGUUCCCUGUAUGCAGAGGGAUCCACCAGUGGCUUCAUUAGCACUCUUGGGUUGGUUGAUGACCGUUGUGUGGUCCAGCCGGGUGCUGGGGACUUGAACAACCCACCAAAGAAAUUCCGGGACUGUCUGUUCAGGCUGUGUCCCAUGAACAGAUAUUCAGCCCAGAAACAGUUUUGGAAAGCUGCCAAACCUGGAGGAACCAGCACCACUGACACUGUCCUGCUCAACAAACUACAUCAUGCUGCUGAUCUUGAGAAAAAACAGAAUGAAUCAGAGAACAAAAAGCUGCUGGGAACUGUCAUCCAGUAUGGAAAUGUCAUCCAGCUGCUCCACCUGAAGAGCAAUAAAUAUCUGACGGUGAAUAAGCGUUUGCCAGCUCUGUUGGAAAAGAAUGCUAUGCGCGUAACUCUUGAUGCUGCUGGUAACGAAGGUUCCUGGUUCUACAUCCAGCCCUUCUACAAGCUGCGCUCUAUAGGAGACAGUGUGGUUAUAGGUGACAAGGUGGUUUUAAACCCUGUAAAUGCUGGGCAGCCACUUCAUGCCAGCAGCCACCAGCUUGUAGAUAAUCCAGGAUGCAACGAGGUGAACUCUGUAAACUGCAGCACUAGUUGGAAAAUUGUUCUUUUCAUGAAAUGGAGUGACAACCAAGAAGUCGUUUUGAAAGGCGGAGACGUGGUUCGAUUGUUCCAUGCAGAGCAGGAGAAAUUUCUUACAUGUGAUGACCACCGUAAGAAGCAGUAUGUUUUCCUGCGCACCACUGGACGCCAGUCUGCUACCUCUGCAACCAGCAGCAAAGCACUCUGGGAAAUCGAAGUUGUGCAGCAUGAUCCCUGUAGAGGAGGAGCAGGUUACUGGAACAGUCUGUUCAGGUUUAAACACCUGGCAACUGGUCAUUACCUCGCCGCAGAGGUUAACCCAGAUUAUGAGGAAGAAUGCAUGGAAUAUCGUUCCUCUAUGGACUCUGAACAUGACAUGAUCCGAGCUCGGACACGGACUCAACCGGAUAAGGUCAUGUACACACUGGUUUCUGUUCCUGAUGGUAAUGACAUCUCGUCUAUCUUUGAGUUGGACCCCACUACUCUAAGAGGGGGGGAUGCACUUGUGCCAAGGAACUCAUAUGUAAGGCUUAGGCACCUCUGCACAAACACCUGGGUGCACAGUACUAACAACCCUAUAGACAAGGAGGAAGAAAAACCGGUCAUGCUAAGAAUAGGAACCUCUCCUCAAAAGGAGGAUAAGGAAGCAUUUGCUAUAGUUCCAGUGUCACCAGCCGAGGUCAGAGAUCUGGAUUUUGCCAAUGAUGCUAGUAAAGUGCUGGCAUCCAUUGCUGGCAAACUGGAAAAGGGUACCAUUACCCAGAAUGAGAGGAGGGCAGUGACAAAGCUGCUGGAGGACCUGGUAUAUUUUGUAGUGGAUAUUCCCAACAGUGGUCAGGAUGUCCUAGAAAUCACUGUGAAUAAACCCAACAGAGAGCGUCAGAAACUCAUGAGGGAGCAGAACAUACUUAAACAGAUUUUUAAGCUGCUGCAAGCUCCGUUUACUGAUAGCGGGGAUGGCCCUAUGUUGCGAUUGGAGGAGCUGGCUGACCAGAGGCAUGCCCCUUUCCGCCACAUUUGCCGACUCUGUUACAGAGUUCUGCGCCAUUCGCAGCAAGACUACCGCAAAAACCAGGAGUAUAUAGCAAAGCAGUUUCGGUUCAUGCAGAAGCAGAUUGGUUAUGAUGUGCUGGCAGAGGACACCAUCACAGCUCUGCUACACAACAACCGCAAGCUGUUGGAAAAGCAUAUCACCGCUGCUGAGAUUGACACGUUUGUCAGUCUAGUUCGUAAGAACAGAGAGCCUAGGUUUCUGGACUACUUGUCAGACCUGUGUGUAUCAAUGAACAAAUCCAUUCCUGUCACUCAAGAGCUCAUCUGUAAUGCUGUGCUGGAUCCAGCUAACUCAGACAUUCUUAUUGAGACCAAGUUGGUGCUGUCACGCUUUGAGGUUGCUGGAGCAGUGCUUGGGGACAGUACCGAGGAAGAAGCUGAGGAUGAAGAGGAAGUCUGGCUUUUCUGGAAGGACAGUAGUGGUGAAGUAAAGAGCAGAAGCAUUAGAGAAUUGGCCCAAGAUGCUAAGGAAGGGCACCAAGAGGAUCAGGAGGUGAUCAGCUAUUAUAGAUACCAGUUGAAUCUGUUUGCCCGGAUGUGUUUGGACCGUCAGUAUUUGGCCAUUAACAAGAUCUCAGUUCAGCUGGAUGUGGAUUUGAUCUUACACUGUAUGUCGGACGAAGAUUUGCCCUUUGAUCUGCGAGCCUCCUUCUGCCGAAUGAUGUUGCACAUGCAUGUGGAUCGUGACCCCCAGGAACAGGUCACACCCGUCAAGUAUGCACGUCUUUGGUCCGAAAUCCCUUCUCAAAUCUCCAUCCAUGAUUAUGAUAAUGAUGGGACGUCAAGGGACGAGGUUAAAGAGAAGUUUUUUCAGACGAUGGAGUUUGUGGAGAACUACCUGCGGGACGUUGUGUGCCAGAGCUUUCCCUUUUCAGACAAAGAGAAGAAUAAGCUCACUUUUGAGGUGGUGAAUUUGGCAAGGAAUCUGAUCUACUUUGGCUUCUAUAACUUCAGUGACUUGCUCAGACUGACUAAGAUUCUGCUGGCCAUCCUAGACUGUGUUCACAUCAGUGCUUCUUUUCCCAUCAAACUGGACCGGGAAACAGGCAAAGGCAGUAAUGUGAUGCGAUCCAUCCAUGGUGUGGGGGAGCUGAUGACACAGGUGGUGCUGAGAGGUAGCGGUUUUCUGCCAGCUACAAACCGAAACACUCCAGACAGAGAUUCAGUCAAAGCCCAAACGGAACCUCAGAAACAAGACAUAUUAGUCAUGGACACCAAGCUCAAGAUCAUAGAAAUAUUACAGUUCAUUCUGAACGUGCGGCUGGAUUACAGAAUCUCCUGCCUGCUGUGUAUCUUUAAAAGAGAGUUUGAUGAGAGUAACUCUCAGCCAGAGGCCUCUGUUAACCCUGAAUCACAAACCAGUGUGCAGGGUGCACUGGAUUUUGAACAUAUUGAGGAGCAGGCAGAGGGAAUAUUUGGAGGAAGUGAAGAGAAUACCCCACUGGAUCUGGAUGAUCAUGGUGGUCGGACAUUUCUGAGGGUCCUCCUUCACUUGACUAUGCAUGACUACCCUCCUCUGGUGUCCAGAGCCCUUCACCUCCUCUUUAGACACUUUAGUCAGCGGCAGGAGGUCUUGCAGGCUUUCAAACAGGUGCAACUCCUGGUCACCAGUCAGGAUGUGGAGAACUACAAACAGAUUAAGUCAGACCUGGAUCAGCUGAGGUCUAUUGUGGAGAAGUCUGAACUGUGGGUGUACAAGAGACAAGGGUCAGACUCUGGACUCCACACAGCAGAGGGCAUCACAACAGAAACACAUGAUAAGAGUGACCCCAUUUCUGAUGGAACAGACAAACCCAAAGUUGAGACAACAAGCAGCUCCAACUACCGCCUUGUAAAAGAGAUACUCUUGAGACUGAGCAGGCUGUGUGUGAUGGAGAAUUUGACUAGCAGAAAGAACAAGAAGCAACAGCAGCGGCUUCUCAGAAACAUGGGAGCUCACUCAGUUGUUCUGGAGCUACUCCAGAUUCCCUAUGAAAAAGGAGAAGAUGUCUGGAUGCAAGAGAUUAUGACACUCGCUCAUCAGUUUCUCCAGAAUUUCUGUGCUGGAAACCAGCAGAACCAGGCGCUGCUCCAUAAGCACAUCAACUUGUUCCUUAACCCUGGAAUUUUGGAGGCGGUAACCAUGCAGCAUAUCUUCAUGAAUAACUUCCAGCUGUGUAGUGAGAUUAAUGAGAGAGUGGUACAGCACUUCGUGCAUUGUAUUGAGACGCACGGACGCAGCGUCCACUAUCUGAAGUUCCUGCAGACCAUUGUCAAAGCUGAGAACAAAUUCAUCAAGAAAUGCCAGGACAUUGUCAUGGCUGAGCUGGUUAAUGCCGGUGAGGAUGUCCUGGUGUUUUACAAUGACCGUGCAUCAUUCCAGACCUUGGUGCAGAUGAUGCGUCUUGAAAGGGAGCGUCUAGAUGAGAACAGUGCACUCAGGUAUCAUAUCCACUUGGUGGAGCUGCUAGCUGUGUGCACAGAGGGUAAAAAUGUCUACACUGAGAUAAAGUGCAACUCUCUUCUCCCUCUUGAUGACAUUGUACGUGUAGUCACACACGAGGACUGCAUCCCAGAGAUGAAGAUGGCAUAUGUGAAUUUUCUUAAUCACUGCUAUGUGGAUACAGAGGUUGAGAUGAAGGAGAUCUACACCAGUAAUCAUAUGUGGAAACUGUUUGAUAACUUUUUGGUGGACAUCUGCAGAGUAUGUAACAAUACAAGUGACAGAAAGCAUGCAGACACAGUUCUGGAGCGCUAUGUCACUGAAACCAUCAUGAACAUCGUCACCACAUUCUUUAGCUCACCAUUUUCCGACCAGAGCACCAGCCUACAGACUCGGCAGCCAGUGUUUGUGCAGUUGCUGCAGGGAGUGUUUCGUGUUUAUCACUGCCACUGGCUGAGUCAGAAGGGCAGUGUGGAGGCCUGCAUAAAGGUGCUGAGUGAUGUGGCUAAGGUUCGGGCAAUUGCAAUUCCAGUGGAUCUGGACUGCCAGGUGAAUAAUCUGUUCAUAAAGUCCAACAAUAUAGUUCAGAAAACAGCUCUGAGCUGGAGACAGUCCGCCCGCAAUGCUGCACGAAGAGACUCUGUACUCGCUGCCUCCCGAGAUUACCGCAACAUCAUCGAGAGACUGCAGGACAUAGUCUCAGCAUUAGAGGAGCGCUUGAGACCUCUGGUGCAGGCUGAGUUGUCAGUGUUGGUAGAUGUUCUCCAUCGACCUGAGCUUCUUUUUCCAGAAAACACUGAUGCUCAUCGCAAGUGUGAGAGUGGAGGAUUCAUCUGCAAGCUGAUUAAACACACAAAGCAGCUGCUGGUGGAGAAUGAAGAGCGCUUGUGCAUCAAAGUUCUGCAGACGCUCCGGGAAAUGAUGACCAAAGACAGAGGAUAUGGAGAAAAGCCCAUGACAUUUGAUGAUGAGAUGGAUGUUACAGAGCAGGUAGAUGUCAGUCUGCCACCAAAACAGCAGGAGGAUCAGAGAAGGGGUGAAGCUCUGAGGCAGUUACUGGUGAAUCGCUACUAUGGUAACUUUAGGACUGGUAUAAGAAGAGACAGUCUGACAGCCUUCACUAACUCUAGCCUUACACCUGUAGGUCCAAACAAGAACCAAUCAGGUGCUUUAGGUCGGGCUGAGAUGUCUCUAACAGACGUUCAGUGUCAUUUGGAUCGUGAAGGGGCAUCUGACCUUGUCAUUGACCUCAUUAUGAACACAAACAGUGAUCGUGUCUUUCACGAAAGCAUCCUAUUGGCUAUCGCUCUUCUGGAGGGUGGCAACACAACUAUACAGCAUUCCUUUUAUAAACGUUUGACAGAAGAUAAGAAGUCGGAGAAGUUCUUUCGGGUCUUCUAUGAUCGGAUGAAAGCUGCCCAGCUAGAAAUCAAAGCUACAGUUACUGUGAACACCAGUGAUCUUGGCAACAAGCGUCGUGAUGACCACGCUCCAGACCGAGAUACACCUCAGCGCAGGAGAGGAAAGGACUCAGUAAUCAUGGUCACUGAUGAUACUCGAGAGCAGCUGUUAGAAGCGUCUGCAGCAACAAAAAAGGCAUUUGGUUCAUAUCGCCGUGAUGCUGAUCCAGAAGAGGCUUAUGCCCAUGCUGAGGGUGACAAGGGGGGCGGUGAUAAAGGAGUGGAGCAGGGAGAAAUGAGUCCUGUGAUUCUAAUCAUGCAGCCAAUCCUGCGCUUUCUUCAGCUGCUGUGUGAAAACCACAACAGAGAGCUUCAGAAUUUUCUGCGCUGCCAGAAGAAUAAGAACAAUUAUAACCUAGUUUGUGAGACACUGCAGUUUCUCGACUGUAUCUGUGGCAGCACUACAGGAGGCCUGGGUCUGCUCGGCCUGUACAUUAACCAACACAAUGUGGCUCUCAUUAAUCAGACUGUAGAGAGCCUUACUGAGUACUGCCAAGGACCCUGCCAUGAUAACCAGAAUUGCAUUGCCACUCAUGAGUCUAAUGGUAUAGACAUUAUUAUUGCUCUGAUUCUGAAUGACAUCAACCCACUUGGUCGAAAGAGGAUUGACCUUGUUCUGGAGUUAAAGAAUAAUGCUUCCAAGCUGCUAUUGGCCAUAAUGGAAAGCCGCCAUGACAGUGAAAACGCAGAGAGAAUUUUGUACAACAUGCGGCCCAAAGAGCUGGUGGAGGUCAUAAAGAAGGCCUAUCAGCAGGGUGAAGCAGACUUUGAUGAUGAUGAAGAGAACGGUGAGGAACAUGCUGCCUCGCCGCGCAAUGUCGGCCACAACAUCUACAUUCUGGCACAUCAGCUGUCUCGUCACAACAAAGAACUUCAGGUGCUGCUGAAACCAACUGGAGAAGACCAGGCUCUGGAGUUCUACACUGAACACACUGCUCAAAUAGAGAUAGUCCGGCAGGACCGUACUAUGGAGCAAAUAGUGUUUCCUGUACCGCACAUCUGCUCCUUCCUGACCAAUGAAUCAAAGCUGAGGGUGUACUACAGCACAGAGAGAGAUGAGCAAGGAAGCAAGAUCAACGACUUUUUUUUGAGAGCGGACGACCUUUACAGUGAGAUGCGGUGGCAGAAAAAAUUACGAGCCCAACCAGUGUUGUACUGGUGCAGUAGGAACAUGUCAUUCUGGAGCAACGUCUCUUUUAACCUGGCCGUUCUGAUUAAUGUGCUGGUUGCGUUCUUCUACCCUCUGGAAAGUGUGAGCGACGGUCAGUUGGACCCAUCUCUCUCCCUGUUGCUGUGGGGGAGUGUAGUGGGAUCGUUGGGGUUUGUGUUGCUGGUGCCUAGUCCGAAUGCUGUGAGAGUUCUGGUCAUCUCCAGUGUUCUACGAUUAGGAUUCUCACUAGGCCUUCAGCAUAUGCUGUCUUUACUGGGAACGUUUAACGUCUGUAACAAGAUUGUGUUCCUGCUCAGUUUUGUGGGAAACAGAGGGACAUUUACUCGCGGCUACAGAGCAAUGGUGAUGGACAGAGAGUUCCUAUUCCACUUACUCUACCUGCUGAUCUGCACACUGGGACUCUGUGGACAUGUCUUCUUCUACAGCUUACUGCUGUUUGACCUGGUGAACAGAGAGGAAACUCUGCUGAAUGUGAUUAAGAGUGUGACACGUAAUGGCCGUUCCAUAGUGCUGACUGCAGUUUUGGGGCUCAUCCUGGUCUACCUCUUCUCUAUUGUGGGCUACAUCUUCUUUAAAGAUGAUUUCAUCUUAGAGGUGGACCGCAUUCCCAACAGCACACUGGAGGAGGGAGUGAAUCUGGCAGGUACCUUCUUGUCUGAGGGCUCAUGCAAAGCAGAGAAUGGAACAUGCCUGUCUGUGGAUGAAGAUGAAGAUGAUGUUGAGAGAGCAUGUGAUUCACUUUGGAUGUGUAUGAUCACUGUACUGAGUCAUGGUCUGAGGAGUGGGGGAGGAGUUGGGGAUGUGCUGCGCAAACCUUCUAAAGAGGAGCCUCUGUUUGCUGCGAGAGUUAUAUAUGACUUGCUGUUCUUCUUCCUGGUCAUCAUCAUUGUGUUGAAUCUGAUUUUUGGUGUCAUCAUUGACACAUUCGCUGACUUGAGGAGUGAGAAACAAAGGAAAGAAGAGAUCCUUAAAACCACCUGCUUUAUAUGCGGUUUGGAGAGAGAUAAGUUUGACAAUAAGACAGUAACAUUUGAAGAGCAUAUCAAAGAGGAGCACAACCUGUGGCACUACCUGUACUUUAUCGUUCUGGUACGAGUCAAAGACUCCACUGAGUACACUGGUCCAGAAAGCUAUGUGGCUCAGAUGAUCAAGGAACAUAAUCUGGACUGGUUCCCACGCAUGAGAGCCAUGUCUUUGGUAAGCAGUGAUGGAGAGGGUGAACAAAACGAGCUGCGCUGUCUGCAGGAGAAGCUCGAGUCCACCAUGAGACUUGUUUCCAACCUAACAAAUCAGCUCACUGAGCUUAAGGAGCAGAUGACUGAACAGAGGAAGCAUAAGCAGCGGAUUGGUUUACUGGGAAACCCUGCUCACCUCAAUAUCAACCCACAGCAGCCUGCCUGAGGAGUGGAGAGUCAAAACAGGAUGAAAUAUUCAAAUGUGUGUGUGUGGACGAGAAACACACCUACUGUGCUUUCUGAAGCCAGAUGCAGCCUUAAAGGAUGAAGUUUGGUUUUAGCUUCUCUCACAGGGAAAUGUAAAACGUGUUGUUUUUCUUCAUGCUGUUACCUGCCUGUACAGCAAAGUGACCUAAACCUCUAAACGAGGGGAAACCUACUGAGUAUAAAUAGACAAACUUGCAUACUGAGGAAAAACCAAAAAGAUCUUAAA